Messenger RNA from Eimeria acervulina, 708 nucleotides. RefSeq lists its product as hypothetical. Bases 1 to 708 code for a protein of 235 amino acids. The transcript has a single exon. The record is from RefSeq and is a predicted model, not a curated record. Lineage: Eukaryota; Apicomplexa; Conoidasida; Eucoccidiorida; Eimeriidae.
AUGGAUCGUUUUCCAGAUUCUGCAGUGCUCGGGUCGCCUGAAAGCCCCAGGCGCUCACCAUAUUCAAGCCGCGCCACUUUGCGGCCAGCACCGAGGAGGUGCCAGCUUUUAGAGAGGCUUCGGCGAUGCGCUGAUCUGGACAGAGAGUUUUUCCGUGCCUGCUUCCAUGCCCUCUACACAGAACGAUCCAGCAAUAGCUAUGGCGGAACAGGCGCUAGCAGCGAAAGCGGUUUCAACAGGAUCGCUGAUGGAGCUGCGAAUCUCGACUGCAACACGAGCCAGGAAGCUCCGGAAGAUGCACUUCGUAGGAUGCUGGUAUAUCUUCACAAUUUCGAUGAAAGAGAAAAAAUGGCCAUCGACCGCGAAGAAUCACUCAAUCGCCAGUACGCAGCUCUAGAAGCUGAACUUUCACAAUCCAUGCCUUACGAUGUUUCCUCUUCUCCUGAUUCGCCCGCCUUCUACAUACCGGCCGUGCAGGGCCUGACCCGUCUCAGCUGCAUUGGGAUGGUGAUUUCCGCAAAGGAAGAGGAGCAAACAAAUCAGCUGUAUGAUAUUCAUCAUCACAACUUUGCGACCGAUGGAGUGUACCGUCCAAAGCUUCCUUCUCUUCUCCGCGAAGGAGAAACAAUUGAACCUGUUGACGGUCUACUAGUACUCACUCCUCCGAGCACACCAUUAGCUCUUUCUCACACCCUUCUGGACAGUUAA